CUUUCAGAUAAGACUUAAAAAAAGAAGAAAAAAACAAAGGAAAAAAACAGCUGCAAACAAGAAGCCUCCGUGACACCUGUGGGAAUGGAAGAAGGGAAGACGAAGAAGAAAGUGAUGGUGGCAAUAGAUGAGAGCGAGUGCAGCCACUACGCUCUCCACUGGGCUCUUGACAACCUCCGUGAAACCAUCUCUGAUUCUCAGCUUUUCAUCUUCAACGCACAGCCUCUCCCCACUUACCUUUCUGCUUCCACCUACGGUGCCCCUCCUGCGGAUUUGAUCACAACCGUGCAAGAAAACCAAAAGAAGGUGGCUUUAGCUUUGUUGGAGAAAGCUAAGGAGAUCUGCGCCAAUCAUGGGGUUGAAGCAGAGACAAUGAAAGAAGUUGGGGACCCAAAAGAGGCAAUAUGUGAUGCCGUGGAAAAGCUCAAGAUUGAGUUGCUUAUAUUGGGAAGCAAUGGUCGAGGAGCAAUACAGAGGGCCUUUCUUGGAAGUGUUAGCAAUCACUGUGUUCACAAUGCUAAGUGCCCUGUUCUUGUGGUUAGGAAACCGGCUUGGAAGAAUUAGUGCAGUGUUUGUCAAGUGAAAAAUGCUUAUUUUGUUCUAUAUGUUUCAGGAUUUUAGCAAAUAAAUGGAUUUUUAUUCCAAUAAGAACAAGUUACCAGAUA
Hibiscus syriacus is the source of this 665-nucleotide messenger RNA. RefSeq names its product universal stress protein A-like protein. The transcript has 4 exons. The record is from RefSeq and is a predicted model, not a curated record. Lineage: Eukaryota; Viridiplantae; Streptophyta; Magnoliopsida; Malvales; Malvaceae. Bases 85 to 564 code for a protein of 159 amino acids.